AGCCUGGUUCGAGAAUUCGUAAACUAUUUCGCUAUACAAGCCCACACAACCCAGGCUCAAUUAAUUGGUCUCCGUUUGGACGCCGCCGUCGCACCUUCUCCUCCGGCGAGAUCUCUCGUGCACGCUGUAGAAGUAAGCUCGACGUCAUCCUCCCCUUCUCCGCUACGAGAGAGUACAGCAGACUCUUCGUCACCCUCUGUCUUCAUUAUCAGUCCGCCGCUCUCCCUUUCAUCUCCUUCUUCGCCCUAACCCUCCUAUUCCUAUCACAAGAAGAGGUUGUCCAAGGGUUCCUAAUCCGGCCGAUUGGAUACGGAGACAUGUCUUCCUUCCGUCCGUACCCCCCUCUUCCACCUCCGGUAGGGGGGCCACCUCCAGUGCCCAACCAGAACCAUCCCUUUCCCCCUACCCUCAACCCCCAGUUCCAGCCCUAUCCAUCCCAACCCCACGGGGGCUAUCCCGCCUCCGGCGCCGACGCCUCCGGCUACGGCCGUAUCCCGCCAGGCUCCGCUCCGCACCCUGGGUUCGCUGACCCAUUCAAUCUGCCGGCUAGCCAACAGCAGUAUCCUUACGCCCCUUCCGUACCCCAGGCGCCUCCGCCUCCCUCGGGUGCUUACCCCCCUCCUCCGCCACCGCCACAGUCGCAACCUUCGAUGUACUACCCUUCUUCACAGUACCCAAUCCAGUAUAACCCUCCUUCUCAGCCACCACCACCCCCUCCGUCAGCGUCUCCGCCGCCUCCACCAUCGGUUCCGCCUCCCCCGUCUCCGCCGCCCCCUUCUCUGUCUAAUCAGGUCCAAUCUGCUCCUCCAGCCAUUAACUUGCACCACCAUAUCGCCACAAAAGUUGCCCCGCCUUCCGGGCGCCAGCAGAAACCAUCGCUCCCGCCUAAGCAGCAGAAGCCUCCUCCUGGACCGUCUGCCGGGAGGCCCACCUUCCAGUCCGGAGGUCCAAAUGGAAUCUCGGGAAGGAUCGAGACGGAGGAGGAGAGGAGAUUGCGGAAGAAAAGAGAAUAUGAGAAACAAAAGCAGGAGGAGAAGAGGCUUCUUUUCUUGAAACAGUCACAGUCAACUGUGCUGCAAAAGACCCAAAUGCUUGCAGGCAAUGCACGGCCGAAUGGCUCAAUGACUGGUUCUCGCAUGACAGAUCGCCGGACAACUCCAUUCUUGGGCGGGGAUAGAAUUGAAAACCGGCUUAAGAAGCCUACGACUUUCAUCUGCAAGAUGAAGUUUAGAAAUGAGUUGCCAGAUCCAACAACACAACCAAAACUAUUAGCAAUGAACAAGGAUAAAGAUCGAUUUAGCAGGUACAAAAUUACAUCCAUAGAAAAGAUGCUAAAGCCUAAACUCUAUGUUGAACAAGAUCUUGGGAUACCUCUUGACCUACUUGAUAUGAGCAUAUACAAUCCACACGCUGUUCGUCUCCCCCUUGCCCAUGAAGAUGAAGAACUAUUGCGUGAGGAGGAGGUAGUAACUCCUAUCAAACAAGAAGGUAUAAGAAGGAAAGAGAGACCUACAGAUAAAGGUGUUUCUUGGUUGGUUAAGACUCAAUACAUUUCUCCUAUUAGCACGGAAGCAGCAAAAAUGAGUCUUUCUGAGAAACAAGCAAAGGAGAUGCGUGAAUCAAGAGAAGGAAGAAAUCUUUUCUUGGAGAAUCUGAACAAUAGCAGGGAGAAACAAAUUCAAGCUAUCGAAGAAUCAUUCAGGGCAGCCAAACUACCUCCUGUUCAUCAAUCUAAACCUGGACUAGAACCUGUGGAGAUUUUGCCUUUGUUACCAUUUUUUGACAAAUAUGAAGAUCAGUUUGUUAUGGUAAACUUUGAUGGAGAUCCAACAGCUGAUUCAGAACAAUAUAACAAGUUAGACAGAUCUAUUCUCGAUGAGCUUGAGUCACAGGCUAUAAUGAAGAGCUUUAUUGUGAAUGGCUCAGAUCCAAACAACCCUGACAAAUUCCUUGCCUACAUGGCUCCUGCACCAGAUGAGUUGUACAAGGACAAGAAAACUGAAAAUGAAGAUACAACAUAUACCUGGCUUCGGGAGUAUCAUUGGGAUGUAAGGGGUGAGGAUACUGAUGAUCCAACAACUUACCUAGUUACAUUCGAAGAGAAAGAUGCCCACUAUUUGCCUCUACCUACAAAGCUUGUUCUGCAAAAGAAGGCAAAAGAAGGAAGGUCAGUAGAUGAAGCUGAGCAUUUUCUAGCGCCAUCAAAGGUUACCGUGAGGAAUAAAUCAGCUAACACAGUUGCAGAGUCGAAUGAAUAUGAGGAGAUAUCAGGAAAAAAUGGAAAACCAGAUGGUGUAAAGAGAAAGGGAGGAGCUUCUUCAAUGUAUGAUGAUGACCUCGAAGAGGAACGACAUAAAUUUACGAGGACGGAUGACAUAGAUCAGUUAAGCGGAGAGGAAGAACUGUAUGAUUAACAAACUGUCCGGUGUCAAAACUCUGAAGCAGAUAAAGUAUCAACCUGCAUUGUAUAAUCCUCCUGUUGAGUUAUUGCACUGCAAAGUAGUUAUUAUUAUUAUUAUUUCCCAUUUGGAAUUAAGUUUCAUUUGUAUUCUCCCAUGAUGUCGAUUCUCGCAUAAGUAUAGUCUUGUUUGGCUGUUGAUCUUUCAGCUGAUCGUCCCAAUUACAGAGAAGUUUAAGUAUUUUGGGGUCGUCAGUUGGGUACCCUAAACUCGUGUCGAUGAUGACAUUUCAUUAUCUAAAAUUAAAAUAAUUUUUGCAGUGUGAUUCA
Molecule: messenger RNA, 2728 nt
Organism: Zingiber officinale
Lineage: Eukaryota; Viridiplantae; Streptophyta; Magnoliopsida; Zingiberales; Zingiberaceae
Product: protein PAF1 homolog
Exons: 12
Coding region: 318-2414 (698 amino acids)
Biological process (GO): transcription elongation by RNA polymerase II
Cellular component (GO): Cdc73/Paf1 complex
Molecular function (GO): RNA polymerase II complex binding; chromatin binding
Source: RefSeq, a predicted model, not a curated record